AUGCGCGGCGUCGCGGCCUCCUACGAUGACAAGCCGCCCCCUCCUCCACUGCGAUUCAGUAGUGGAUCCGGUGGUAAAGAGCAGUCGGUGGUUGGUUUGAAGCCGUUACCAAAGGAGCCGUCAGAUUCUGGCAAGAAAAAGAAAAGCAUGUCGAAUCCUUUCGUUAAGAAGAAUCGUGAAAAGAAGGAGGUUCCGGAGAAACCGGUUAUCUCUGAACCUAGCAAUUUUGAACAUACCGUUCAUGUUGGCUAUGAUCCUGCUACGGGUGAAUUUACGGGUAUGCCGUCGGCAUGGGCACGUUUAUUAAUGGAAUCGCAGAUUUCUAAACAAGAACAACAACAAAAUCCACAGGCGGUUCUCGAUGCGCUCAAGUACUACACUCAAGGCGAGAAUGGCUCGCAACAAAAGUGGCUGCAAUAUGAUAUGAAUGACUGCUCACCGCGACCAUCCACUGGUGCGUCAAUCGGCCUCAAAACGAUGGGCUACAGUACAUCCUCAUUACCUCACCACUACUCGAAUACUAGCCCAUUUCACACCCACUCCGGUCAACCGCCCUUUCAUGGUUCAAAUAUCGAGUUGAAGAACUCUCCGAAACAAUUGGCUCCACUCCCAAAACCGUACAGUUCUACCAAACCAUCGUUGGUGCAAGGAUACAGUGCAGUCAGUGAAAAUCGCACAAGUAUGCCUCCGAAUUAUGCUCCUCCUCCUGUACCUGAAGAUGAGGAUCCUGCUGAUUGUGCCAUGCCACCACCAAUUCCAGACCGUCCAGCUCGUACGCUUAGCAUAUACACGAAACCAAAAGAGGAGGAACAACGCGUACCGGAUUUGUCACAGGGCCAGUUUGGUGUGCAAUCGAGAGGUGUUGCAAAGGGAAAGAGGAAAAUGACCGAUGCUGAAGUGCUAACGAAGCUGCGUUCCAUCGUGACCAUCGGCAAUCCUGACAAGAAGUACAAGAAAAUCGAUAAGAUUGGUUCAGGAGCAUCAGGAUCAGUAUAUACAGCGAUGGAAAUGAGCACAGGGGCCGAAGUUGCCAUCAAGCAAAUGAACCUCAAGGAUCAGCCGAAGAAGGAACUCAUCAUCAACGAGAUUCUCGUCAUGCGUGAAAAUAAGCAUGCCAAUAUUGUUAACUACCUCGAUUCCUACCUAGUUGGAGAAGAACUAUGGGUGGUAAUGGAGUAUUUGGCUGGUGGCUCUCUGACCGACGUCGUUACGGAAUGUCAAAUGGAAGAGGGAAUGAUCGCUGCUGUUUGUAGAGAGGUUCUCCAAGCAUUAGAGUUUUUGCAUAGUCGACACGUUAUUCAUCGGGAUAUCAAAUCGGACAAUAUUUUGCUUGGUAUGGAUGGUUCAGUGAAAUUAACUGACUUCGGAUUUUGUGCUCAAAUCUCUCCAGAGCAAAAUAAGCGAACUACAAUGGUCGGCACUCCAUAUUGGAUGUCACCUGAAGUAGUUACUCGGAAACAGUACGGCCCGAAAGUGGACGUAUGGUCACUGGGUAUCAUGGCGAUUGAAAUGGUUGAAGGAGAACCUCCGUAUUUGAACGAAAAUCCUUUGAGGGCAAUUUACCUCAUUGCAACAAAUGGCAAGCCUGAUUUCCCUGGAAGAGAUCAGUUAUCUGCUUCAUUCAAAGAUUUCAUCGAUUGUGCGCUGGAAGUUGUUGUAGAUAAUCGUUGGUCGGCAAGUCAGUUGCUCACUCAUCCGUUCCUACGGUGUGCAAAGCCGUUGGCAUCACUGUACUACCUCAUCGUUGCCGCCAAGAAAAGUAUUGCUGCAAGCUCAUAG
This is a messenger RNA of Ostertagia ostertagi, 1779 nucleotides long. NCBI's taxonomy places the organism in Eukaryota, Metazoa, Nematoda, Chromadorea, Rhabditida, Trichostrongylidae. The record is from the annotation of a GenBank genome assembly.